AUGAAUGGGCUUAAACCGGUGGAGGGAUCUUCCAACUUAUUACGUUCUCAUCCUCACGAGAACCCAACUUUGCAAGAAAAAUUACCUCUCAAUUUUGGGUUGGCUUAUCACCAAAGUGACCCACAACCUUGCCUGCAAGUUCUUCAUAAUGGGUUGAGCCCAAAUCGUAAUGCCAAAAUAAAGCCCAAUUCCAGCCAAAAAAAUGGACUUAAACCUCAAAUGGGUCUUCGAUCCUAG
This is a messenger RNA of Dovyalis caffra, 237 nucleotides long. The record is from the annotation of a GenBank genome assembly. NCBI's taxonomy places the organism in Eukaryota, Viridiplantae, Streptophyta, Magnoliopsida, Malpighiales, Salicaceae.